AUGGCUGUGAAUCCCACAAAAACCAAAUUGAUCACGUUCAGCAGGAAAUUAAAUACAGUGUUAGCUGACUACUCUCUUGAUGGCAACCGGGUUGAGAGAUGCAAUACCAUCAAGGAUCUUGGUGUUCUAAUUGACUCUUCAUUCGAGUUUGGACCCCACAUAAACCAAAUCUGCACCAGGGCCUCUCGUAUGCUCGGUUUGGUAUUCCGCUCUGCUAGACAUGGUUUGAGCAACCAUGCCUGUAUUAUCCUAUACAAGUCUCUCAUCCUGCAGCUUCUCGAGUAUGCUUCCUUGGUUUGGUCACCAUACCAUCUUGGCCAUAUUUACCAUCUUCAGUCGGUACAAAGACGCUUCAUCAGGUUCCUGGGAUGUCGUGCUGGACUUGACUUUCGUGACGUCCGGGUAGAUGAGCUCUCUAAUAUCUAUGACAUUCCGAGUCUUGAAAACAGAAGGCGAGUGGCUGAUGUGACCUUUCUCUAUAAACUGAUAAAUAACCAAGUCAACUGCCCCUUCUUGCUGGAAAGGAUAAACUUCCAUGUUCCUUCGAGGAUCACGAGACAUCAGCGUGUAUUUGAACUGGACCAUACUGGGACCAACUACGCCAGAUCUAGUCCCAUUCCCCGGAUCAUGCGCCUCGGGAAUGUGGUAAGCAGCUCUGUGGACCUUUUAACUGCCUCCUUGGGGGUGGUUCGGCGUUCUGCGGCUGACUGCAUCCUCGAGGGUACACCAUAA
Molecule: messenger RNA, 732 nt
Organism: Macrosteles quadrilineatus (aster leafhopper)
Lineage: Eukaryota; Metazoa; Arthropoda; Insecta; Hemiptera; Cicadellidae
Exons: 1
Coding region: 1-732 (243 amino acids)
Source: RefSeq, a predicted model, not a curated record